AUGGUGAACAAGAGAAGCAAUUUUGUCGAAAGACGUCUCUAUGAAUAUACAUUGCAUGCUGUUUGUUCUCCAUUACAUGUCAUUGAGCCUGGAGCAACAAGUGAUCAACUUGCUGCACACGUUGCUGAACUUUUUAAUGUUGAUCCUGAAGAACAUGAACAAAAAUAUAUGCGAGCUCUUAAGCUGGAACCAUGCUCUGUUGUUCUAUGUGUUGAUGUUAAAAAAGCACGUGACUUACUUGGUGAAGAUCGAAAUGGUUUUAGUGAUCCUUAUUGUGAAGUGAGUGUUAUAAAUAUUCCCAGCAAACAAGAUGAUUCAAAUGAAUUAACAUCAUCGUCAUCAUCUAUAUCAGCGUCAACAUCACCUAAUCGUCCAAAACGAAGCCCAUCAUUAUUUUCUUGCGCUAGUGGAUCAUCUUCAAAAAAUAAAUUAAAAUCACUAACUACGAAAACUAGCCGGGCAAAUAGUAAAAGUAAUAGUCGAAGAUAUUCAAUAGAUCGUUUAUCAGUAACAUUAUCUAAUAAGAGCAAAACAUUGAAAAGUGUUAUUUAUCGUACCGAAGUUCGACCAAAAACUAUUAAUCCUGAAUGGAAUUCACAUUUUGAAUUUGAGAUUGAAAAUGUACAAGAACAACAUUUACUCAUAAGAGUAUUUGAUUCAGACUGUGGUCAAGUAUCAAGUUUUAAAACAGUUGUUCAAGAAAAACGAGGUGUUUCACGCAAACUUCGUGGACUUCGAAGUCUCAUCAGAACAGGUGAAAUUGAAGAUGAUUUUCUUGGUCAAGUUAGUCUUGAUAUUAAAAAAGUUUUAUUAAAUUUGAUUUUAAACAUCGAAAAACAUUCUGCUAAUGUUUAUGAACUUGAUACAACUAAUUUAUCAUUAUGGCAUGAAAAUGCUAAACAACAAGCUGAAGCUAUUGUUGAUGCUUUUCUAAGAAAUGAAAAAAUUCCAUUUGAUCCUCUUUCAAAAACACCAAUAGAUGAACCUAUUUAUGAACAAAAUACAUAUUUAGCAUGUCAACGUAUAUUUCAUAUGAAAUCCCAAUGGCUUGAUCAUUUAAAAAGCAAACAGCAUAAGCGAAUAAUUUGUGCAAUAGAUCCAGCAGCAUAUUGUCAAAAAUUGAAUAAUGCUAUACUAUCAUUAUUGAACACACCUGAUUUAUUAUAA
Rotaria sp. Silwood2 is the source of this 1167-nucleotide messenger RNA. NCBI's taxonomy places the organism in Eukaryota, Metazoa, Rotifera, Eurotatoria, Philodinida, Philodinidae. The record is from the annotation of a GenBank genome assembly.